UGUACCUCACAAAAAUGGCGCCCAGUCUAAUGUCCCGAGCUGUGGGUUUGUUUCAGCUCAGCAGAGCUGCUUUACUGCACCGGACUCGUUUUUACUGUCAGACUCUAUCGGAGCCGCUGACAGUGACGCAGCAGUCCAGCGGAAUAAGGAGGAUAAUCUUGAACAAUCCCAAAAAGAGGAAUGCUCUGUCACUGUCCAUGCUGGAAUCUCUUCAAGAGAACAUCCUCACUGAUGUGGACAGUGACGAUCUCAGGGUCAUCAUCAUAUCAGCCAGAGGUCCUGUGUUUUCAUCUGGACACGACCUGAAGGAGCUGACCUCAGAUCAGGGUCGGGAUCAUCACACGCGGGUGUUUGAAACCUGCGCGCAGGUAAUGUCUCUGAUACAAGAUAUACCCAUCCCAGUCAUUGCCAUGGUGAAUGGUGUUGCCACGGCUGCAGGGUGCCAGCUUGUUGCUAGUUGUGACAUUGCCGUGGCAACCGAGAAGUCCACCUUUGCUACACCCGGCGUUAACUUGGGCCUAUUCUGCUCAACACCGGCGGUGGCUAUCGGCCGAGCAGUGCCAAGGAAAGUUGCCAUGGAGAUGCUCUUCACGGGGAUGCCGAUCUCAGCCCAUGAUGCUUUGCUGCACGGUCUGAUCAGUAAGGUGGUUCCUGUGGAGCAGCUGGAGGAGGAGACGUUGGCCAUCGCCCAGCGGGUGUGUAACGCCAGUCGACCUGUCGUUGCCCUUGGAAAGACCGCGUUCUACAGGCAAAUGGCUCACAGUCGCGAUGCCGCAUACAUCACUGCCUCCAAGGUGAUGGUCGACAACUUGGCUCUCAGGGAUGGACAAGAAGGAAUCAGAGCAUUCAUAGAGAAACGGAAACCGGUUUGGAGCCACAAAGUAGAGAAUGUUCACGACUGACGGACGAAAAGAGAAGAACAUCAACACGUCAGACCCCCCAGUCGACGUGACCUUUUGCAUCCUUGCCCCCGAGCUGCCGGUUCGUCUCCGGUGGUGAGAGUGAUGUCGACUUUGACCAACUUCCAUGUCACACUGGAAUUAAAAUGCCUCUCUGUCCCCCGGUUUGUCCAUCACUGCUGCUCCUCGCCGUGCUGCAUUCAGGCGACGUGGGAUUU
Thalassophryne amazonica is the source of this 1117-nucleotide messenger RNA. RefSeq names its product enoyl CoA hydratase domain containing 3 (gene echdc3). NCBI's taxonomy places the organism in Eukaryota, Metazoa, Chordata, Actinopteri, Batrachoidiformes, Batrachoididae. Bases 15 to 902 code for a protein of 295 amino acids. Gene Ontology annotation, molecular function: hydro-lyase activity. The transcript is spliced from 7 exons. Gene Ontology annotation, cellular component: mitochondrion. The record is from RefSeq and is a predicted model, not a curated record.